GAAAUGGAAGUAGCAUCUCACGAGUUGUCAUUAGAUGACCCAUACAGCCUAGCCAUUGAACCUGAAUAUGGUCCAGAAGCCACGAAUUUCACAAUGUCGGUAGAGGUUUGGUUCGCCCGAAUAUAACCCAAUUACAUUUUAACAAAUAUGUAAAAGUAGAUAUAACUAUGUUAAGAUCAGUCCAAAUUCUUCUCCUCCCGCUUCCAAUCUGAUUUCCAUAUAGGAAUCAAAAUCCUGAACCGGGAAUGUUGCGCCACAUAACGUGUUAGAAAACCUAUUCGAAUACCCUAACACACAAGAUUGCAGGCACGUAAAACCGGUGCCCCACCUGUUGUGACAACGUUCGUAUUUUGUUAUUUGUGAACAAAAAAGUUAGAUGUUUUCACAUGCAAAGUAUGGCGUAUUGGUUGAGUGCCCUCUCCCUAGCUGCAAUAAUGUAGCCCUAUCUGAUUUUUUUAUUCUGACGUUCGGAGAGGGCUACAUUAUUACAGCUACCCCUCCCCCCAACAUUUUUUAUAGUAAUGGUAAGAUUGAACCUACGUAGUGAAGGGGUGGGGGUCCCCUAUUUUGAUUUUAAAUUUCGAACAAAAGAAAAUCUGUGAGUUUUUGUUUUUAGCCUUGUCCUCUGCCCUCACGAUUUAUUUUUUAUAUUUGCUUGUCUAGAAUUUAUACAAUUGUGACAUACAUCAACUCCCCCCCCCCCUGUCCCGUGGAGAUUCGGGUUAGAAUAUAUCCCCAGUACCCCUUGCUUGUCGUAAGAGGCGACUAAAUGGGACAGUCCUUCGGAUGAGACUGCAAAAACGGAGUCCCCCGUGUCACAGCAGGUGUGGCACGAUUAAAAUCCCUCCCUGCUCUAAUGCCAUUUGCAGCCCUCCACCGGCAUUGGUGACGUCUCCAUAUGAGUGAAAUAUUCUCGAGAGGGGCGUUAACAAUAUACAAUCAAUCAAUCUUCUCUCCCACUCUCCGAAAAACGAUGUUACAUGCCUGAAUCAGUUUGUUUUCUCUUUAUUCGGGAUCUGAGAGAAUCAUUAUGAAUUGUAUACCAAUUUCAUAGAUUUCACCCAUAAAUUUUUUUCCCCAUUCCCCCAGUGAAGCUAAAUCUUAAAAAUCUCCAAUAUUGAAAAGGUCAAACAGGCAGAUGAAAUCUGACCAGAAAAGUUCAUUUGAGCUUUGGCUAAGCCGAGCGAAACAUUCCCGUCCUCUUACAAAUACCUAAAAUAACGACAGCUUUCAAGACAUGUUGCUGGCAUGGAAAAAUAUUUGGGAGAAAAUAAUGAGCAUAUGAUGGAAUCAUUACACAACCAGAGAUAUUAUCUCUCAAAAAAUGCCUCGAUGAAUCGGUACUCCCAACAAAUUUCGGGGGAAAAUAAACGCGUUCCGCAGCGGAAUGGAGAGACGGUAGACUGCGAAGUGAGCAGGCGACUAGGGAGAAGAGAAUACUGCUAACGAACGUUGAGUGGGAAGCCCUUUGUGCUUCGGUCACCGUGGAAUGUUUUCAUUGAAAAGUGGAUGACCAGUGUAAAUACAGGCGAUAAACACAAGAUAUCGACCCAUGGAGUACUAUUGACCAAUAUAAACUUUGGAACCCUUAUCCUUGGAGUUUGAUUUUCCCCCAAUUAAUAUAAUCAACGGAAUGGCUUAAAUAUAUCAAGUGGUAUAUUUUGUAUUGAACAAGUGUAUAGUGUGAUAAUAUGGAUUCCAUUCAAUAAAGCUAUGUAGAACGCCGUGACAUCGAGACAUGGAGGGGACAAGGAUUUAUAAGAACUUCCAUCAGUGGCUGCUGCCCCCCAGGGCUGUGGUGGGCAUACUGGGACUGGCCUCUGUCUUCGUGUUCGUGGGCAUUGUACUGUUGGCCAUUGGAAGCUCUGGUUUGACAGUUGGAGGAGCUUUAUUCUUCGGCAUUGGCCUGAUCCUCAUUCUGAUUUGUCUGCUGCUGUGCAUGCACGCCUGUUUCGUUUUGUAUGUCAAAGACCAAGGCACGCAAACCCAAGCAAAUGCUAACAUUACUUCGUCUGACAACAAAAGGGAAUCAGAUUUUAUACCAACAUACGCUGUUAUUGACAAAAAACCGCCACCCUCUCCGUCCAGUGUUCGAAACGGCCGAAUUGGUGGGGGAGCGGGGGCACCGAAAAAGUUUGUGACCCUUAGUGGGGAUACCCCUCAGAGCGCGACUGUAAGUUAUCAGGAGAGAGGAAAUACAGUGCAAUAUCAGCCACACAUGACGUAUUCCCCGACGCAGGAAGGAAGUAAUUUUAAGUACUCGUCAUACAAUGCCGGACAGUCUCCAUACGAAUAUCAACAGCAGCAACAUUAUCAACAGCAACACAGAAUUGCACAGCAGCAAUACGCAUUUCCGAUCAAUUCAGCGCAGCCGACUCCUUAUAGCACCUUAAGUUCUAAACAGAUACAAAAUCCGAGUGCCAUUCAAGUUUAUCCAGGAUUCCGUCCGCGUUAUGACGAAGAUUAUGACAAUCCUGGGGAAUCUACGCCAAUUAUGAACCAUCAGCAGCACUCUUCUCAGUGGACAACGAACAAAUCUUUAGCAGACGAAACCCCUGAACCUACACCUUUAGUGCACCCGUCUGCUAAGCGACCUAUGACAUUUGAUCAGGUCUCAUCAUCAAAGAUGAGUAUUUAUGACAAUGUACAAUUUGGUCUGAAUAAACUCGAUGAAGAAGAAUGAUUGACUUUGUCCAAAAUAUUAUGAAUAUCCAAGAAUUGUUAUUACUUUUUGUUGUGUGUAAUGUAGCAUUGUGUUUUGCAUUUAUUUUUGUUAUGUUGUACUACAAUAUUUUCAUGUGACAUGCUUUAAAAAUGAGAUAUAUGUAUUUUUUAAGUAUGAAACAUUUAGCUUUGAAACUGAAAUAAAAUGUACCGAGCCAAUGACAUUAUUGAUAAUUAAAAAAACCACCAAAACA
Molecule: messenger RNA, 2918 nt
Organism: Ostrea edulis (European flat oyster)
Lineage: Eukaryota; Metazoa; Mollusca; Bivalvia; Ostreida; Ostreidae
Exons: 4
Coding region: 1739-2683 (314 amino acids)
Source: RefSeq, a predicted model, not a curated record